CAACUGACUGGCCCCUCUCUGUGUAUAGAACCAUCAACAAUCAGCUGAUAAGACCACCGUCAUCCUCCAUCAGUUUUUACCCCAAACCAUCAGUCUAAAGUCUGAGGGAGGUUGCUCCGCCCAGCCCGGCACCGCCACAGUCAGCCCGCCAUCCCCUCGCCUCGCAGACCAUGAUGUUUCGUGAUCAGGUGGGCGUGCUUGCCAGCUGGUUCAAGGGGUGGAAUGAGUGCGAGCAGACGGUGGCUCUGCUGUCCCUGCUGAAAAGGGUGAGCCGGACCCAGGCCCGCUUCCUGCAGCUCUGUCUGGAGCACUCACUUGCCGAGUGCACCGAACUGCAGGUCCUGGAAGGAGAGGCCAACAACCCAGGGGUGAUCAGCCAGUGGCAAGGCGAGUCUAAGGAGCGGGUCAUAUCGCUUGUCCUUACCCAUCUCCCGCUGCUCAAACCCGGCAACGUUGAAGCCAAGGGCGAGUACAUGCGCCUGCUGCCACGCAUCCUGGCCCACACCAUCGAGCAUGGCCGUCACCUGGAGGAGUCCCGCCAGCUCCUGUCCUAUGCCCUCAUCCACCCAGCCACCUCCCUGGAGGACCGCUCUGCCCUGGCACUCUGGCUCAACCACCUGGAGGAGAGGGCUGCUGCUCGGGGAGACUCACUGGAAAGGCCUCCUCCUUCUGGGCCGCACCACCACCACCAAUCCACGCCUCCAUCCACCCUCUCCUCAUCAGGAUCCUCCUCCUCCACCAACACCUCUUCAUCAGGCAACCUCUUCUCCUUGCAUCACCACCAGCGCUACGGCUCCGACGACCGCCUCAACGGUUGGCAGAGCUCCAGAGAUUCAGGGCUGGGCGGGGGCUGGCACCCGCAGCAGCAGAGCUGUGAGAACGGGCACCUCCUUCUCUACCCAUCAUCCUCUGUUCCGGCAACCAUCAACACAGUUGGAACUGGUGGAGGCGGUAACGCUAUCCUGACGAGUGGAGGUGGCAGCCAGCAGCACAGUCCCCUGAAGCGCUCAGUGUCCCUCACGCCUCCCAUGAGCGGCCCCAGCAACCAGCCUCUGGGCCACGUCUGGCUGUCCCAGGAGGACCUACGGACCGCUAGAGGCCCGGCCCCAGAUCACGCACCUCUCUCACCCCAGAGCAGCAUUGCCUCCUCAGGCAGUGGAGGUAGUGAGCAUCUGGAGGAGGCUGGUUUAGGAGGAGGUUCAGGUCUGCAUCGCAGUUCCUUCCAUGAUGAGGGCAGUGGCAUGAGGGAUGUUCCUGCGUGGCUGAAGAGUCUUCGUCUCCAUAAGUACGCCGCUCUAUUCGCCACAAUGACCUAUGAUGAGAUGAUGUCACUGACCGAAGAACAGCUAGAGGCACAGAAGGUCACUAAAGGAGCAAGACACAAAAUUGUUAUCAGCAUUCUGAAGCUCAAAGAAAGGCAGAACCUACUUCGCAGCUUGGAAAAGGAUGUUUUGGAGGGCAGUAAUCUGCGCGCCCCGCUACAGGAGCUCCACCAAAUGAUCAUGACGCCUAUCAAGGCUUUCAGCGGCGGCGACGAGGCCUCCCUGCAGCGCCCCUUGCUAAGCCCUGAGGGAAAGAGCGCAGCGCCCGGCUCCCACCUGACUGGGGUUGGUGGAGGUGGAGGGGAGGCAGAGUCAGGCACAAGUGUCAUCGCAGAGGGGGAUAUACCCGGCCAGUUUACUCGUGUCAUGGGAAAAGUUUGUACCCAGCUGCUGGUGUCGAGGUCAGAUGAGGACAACAUCAGCUCCUACCUACAACUCAUCGACAAGUGCCUUAUCCAUGAGUCUUUCACUGAGACACAGAAGAAGAGGCUGUUGUCAUGGAAACAACAGGUCCAAAGGCUGUUCCGGUCCAUUCCAAGGAAAACCCUCCUCGAUAUAGCAGGGUACCGACCGCAGAGGAGCCGUUUCGGCCAGUCCAACUCGCUCCCCACUGCUGGCUGUGUUGGGGGCAACGUGUCGGCCAGGAGGAGCCUUCGCCAGUUCCAGAUGCCCUCCAGGAGCUUGCCGGGUGCCAGGCUGGGCCUGCUGGGCAGCGGGGGGUUGCUGGGACCCACACCUCGCAGCUCCAGCAGCACACCCACUGGUCCCAAGCAGGGGAGACAGGGUCUCUGGUUUGCCAACCCCGGGGGAAGCAACAGCAUGCCCAGCCGGACCCACAGCUCCGUGCAGAGGACCCGCUCCCUGCCGGUUCACACCAACCCACAAACCAUGGUCGUGUUCCAGCAAGCCGAUCUACAGUUACCAGUGACGGAGCCAGACAUCAACAACCGCCUUGAGUCUCUGUGUCUGAGUAUGACAGAGCACGCCUUGGGAGACGGCGCUGACCGCACAUCAACGAUAUGAAAUGAGGACCUGAGUGAGAGCAGUAGGACAGCGCAGGUUCCUGAGGCUCUCUCACGAUAAGUCACCUCGAGGUCCGCAGCCCUCCUGUCCCAUCUCCCUGUAGCCAAUGGCAGAGCUCAACCAAAGGAUCGGGCGGGAUCCAAGAAACAAAAGAAAGCCGAUCGCCUAACGGCUAACACAAGCUAUAACAUGGGCACCGUCCAUCGGGUCGGGAAAAACACACACUUCCUGCUCCGCCAGCACGCUCACUGUCACCUGCAUCUGGGUGAGGAGAGAGAAACGCCUUGAACACGGCCUGGACAGUAUGUGAACAGCCCUUCCCCCCACACACACACACACACACACACACACAUACACACGCACACACACAUACCCAUCCCAGAAGCAGUGCUGCAGCCCAGCAGAAUGGAGACGCUGGCCUGUGGAUCAGGGCCCACUGAGACUGAGGCCCUUUUCCCUCUCCGACAGCCUUUGGUCCCCGCACGUCGACCGCAGCUCGUGGCAUCCUUCUAAUCCAUAACAGUACCUCAGACCCCAAAAACAAGAUGAGACACGCAGAGCUAGAAGGACGCCAGAAGGAAGUUUGGGAUUUCCUUGACUGUUUUCAGUGAGGACUGAGCGUCCAGUGCAGCCGCUUGUAGAGCCCAGGGAAGGUCUUCUUGCUCAGUAUUGGGUGGCAAAAAAAUGAAAUCAUUAAUUUGUUUUGUAUGUAUUUAUUGUUUACAUAAUGAUGCUACUUUCAAAGGGUACAGGAACGUGUAUGAAUUUCAGGUAUGAAUUGUGUAAUGUUCUGUAAAGCCUUGGCUGUCAACCAGCUAAAUGUCCCACGAGUAGCCAUCACGCUAGUUUACAACCAACGUGCUUAUUCUUUAUUUAAGCAGCCAACCGCAAAGACGUGUCGGCGUGAACAUUUAUCAAGCGAGAGGAGAGCGAGAAAGAGGUGGAGGUAGAGCAGAUGUGUAAAGAGGGAUGAGAGAAGGACGUAGAGAAGGAAACAGAAAGUAGUAGAAGAAAGAAUCAAGCCGAGGUGAUACUGGAAAAGGAAGUGGAUGUUUAAAGGAGAAAGACAUCAGAGGCAGGACCUUUGAUCGGCCGAAGAUGACAGAGGAAGAUGAUGUCAUGUCUGAUCAUGUUGUGAGUCGAGUGCUGGAGGAAGUGAGUUUGGCACCGGUCAGUUACAUAUUGUUUAUCCACAGCAUGUACUGUAUGAGCUCUUUGAAUUCAGAGCCUUUGUAGGCGCGAUACAUUGAAAAUGUAGUUUUUUUUAUACACAAAUGGGAGAUUAUUAUAGUCAGUGGGAUCCGUCUCAUGUUCAGAUACUGGGUUUAGUUUUGUUUUUUUUCUAAACCAGGGCGAUAUGCUUAAGCUGCAUGUUACAACUAAAUAUCUUUUCACAGAGGAAGAUUGUGGAGAAGAUGUCAGGAGAGAAAAAACAGGAGGUUGGUCUGGUUUCUGCUCCGACUCGUGUUGCAACAUUGGAGAAAUCACACACUGUCAAUCCAUGAAGGGUAGUUUUCCCAGAGAUUGGCUUUAUAAGGGUUUACCUCCACCUGCUGGCCAAACACAGUCACGACGGGACAGGCGCUGAAGUCUAUGGACACAGGCAUCUCGUUGAAAAAUCAUUUACAAACAUUAUUUUGGGAGAUAUCAGUGCUGCAGCAAUCCCCUCAAAGAUAGCCCGUGAAACAUGGUCUUCUUCUUCUUCUCUGUCUGCACAGGCCUAUAUGAAAUUAAUUUUCUUGUUUUAGAUUCUGAAACUCAUGGUUAUUCUGUGUCUUAAUAUUUAUCCUCAGUGUAUUGUGUGUGGAAUACAGACUUUAUAAGAAUACGGUAGGUUUAUAUCGGAAUAAGCUGGUUAGGAAACUCCCCUCUGAACGGUUAUCAUCAUCGAGGGUUGUUGAAUAUUAUUGUUUAGCUUUCUUUUUAUUAGUUUGUUGCAAUUCUAUAGUACUUCCUCUGUAUCCUGCACUUGAUAUGAUAAUGUGAUACACUAAAAUCCAAAUGUUCAAGGCUCACGCAACAGUUUUGUGCUUUGGAGUCUGAUCAAACGGAGCAGAUUGAGGAGAUGAGAUUGACGCUCACUCUCGACUGCAGAGCUCAGUGGACGGACAGAAGUAGAGCGGUAGAACCACAACAGGCGGCGAUGUUAAAUUAAAGAUUAAAAAAAAACGAUCCCCGCGCCUCUCAUCAACCGGAAAUGAUUCUGUUUGUUUGGCGGUCGAUGUCGGGAGUUAAAACACACUUUCUGUUCUCAUGUCACACAGGACCACACCAGUGUUUGUGCAUGUUUUAGCCCGUUUACUACGGUUUUAAGACACAUUACAACACUACCAAGUCAUUUUAUUUUAUGUUUUUACAAUCACAAGUUUCCAUUUAAUCUGUUAUGGUAUUAAAAUGAACUUGUGUAGUCUUGGCAACUCCGUGAGACAGUUCAUACAUCACUGCAGACUGUAAGUCCGUGUUGGUCAAACAAAAUACCACACACUAAUAAUUUGUUGCAGGCACGAUGCGACUGGGAUAAAACACUUUCUCAACCAAGUUUCAAGUGUGUUCAACAUCAGUGUCAUACUAUUGUAGUAACCACUGGCUACCUACACGUUUGUGAAAACAUAAUACAUCAAUUUAAAACACUACCGUAUGCUUACAAAAUAAUAUAUACAGCCAGCAGUGAUGCAUUCAGUGUUUAUAUCUAAGGGACUAAAACAUGCAGACACUUACUGUGACGUCUGGAGCCCAAACUGCCAUCUUGUUUUGUUGAACAUUGCUUCAGAUCCAGUGAUGGGGGCUUAAAACUGCAAUCUGGAUCAGUGCGCACACGCACCACAGAUGUGUGUGUGUGUGUGUGUGCGUGUUGUUAUUGACGACACUGCGCACUCUUCAGAUUAUUGUCUUGUGUUUCGUGUGUGUGUGUGUGUGUUUUCUGCUUUUAUACUUUGAGUCUAUACGAGCCAAACGGACGCCGUCUGUACAUUUGUGAACGAAGAGGAAGAUUUCACCAAAGCAUGAAUGGGACAGGAAGUGAUGUCACACCUUUCAACAACUGUUAGUUUUUUCUGAUGCUCCUCGCCGAGACGCAGCAUCGUGUCUCAUCGUAGACAGUUUCCGUGUCACUGCCAUAUGAAUCAGUACUUAAAGUAGAGACAACUAUUUAUUCUUUUUUUCAAAAUCUUUGCAGAGGUGAUACUUUUACUCAUUUAGGUGUAUUAUUAUUUAAAGUACCAUAUGUAUUAACAUGUUAUGGCUGGUGACCAUACGUACAUCUCAAAUAUUAACAUAGGUAUUGUUGACUUUGACUGUUUUUCUUUAAUUUGUUGUUGCUGUUGUUGGACUAUAAUCUUGUUUGUAUGUAUCAGUGUCAUGUUGAGAUUUGUUCAUGUGAAGCUUUGGUGCCUGAGCGCUGCCGAGGGCAGCAGCCGGUCCGUUACACAUACAUCGAUCCAUGUUCAGUUACAAAGUUCACGUCAGACGGGCUGUUGGCAAACAAAACAGUGGUGUGUUGUUGUAGUCUUUGCCAGGCCAGGAAGUAGACUGGUUCAUUCUGAUCUGGAGUAUGAGCUUGGUGCUGUGGGCAUAUUGUCACCCAACGGUGUUCUCCUGAGUGGGAGAGGUGAAUACUGUAGGUUUUAAUGUGUGUUACUUUAAAGGAGAAGGGAUCAGGCUGCCUUUGUUCUCUAUUUGUCUUAUUGUCAACAAAUCCCAUGAAAAGAUCAGAUUCAGGUCGAUACUUUGACUUUCUGUCUGUGGCACUCAACACCAAAAUCCUCAAAAACAGUUUUCAGCAAACAGGAGGAAAUUGUGACUUUGGUGGGGACUAUUUUCAGCAGCAGAUUAAUCCACAUUUGGUGCUCUAGUGAAUAUUUGUGGCAGCAGGACAAUAUGUGGGUGUGUGGGAUUGAGUCAAAAUAAACUACAGUGUGUAUGUUCCUGCAAUGAAGGAACAUGUCACACUGAUGUGGUUCUAUGGCAGAGAGGAAGAAGAGAUAUCGGGCUUUGAUACAGACAGCAGCUGUUAGUGGAUACAGUCACUUUUAGUCUUUUCACGAGAUUUGUUUAUAUUAAGAAAAGUAAAGAAUGUCACCAGGCUUGUCCUUUUUUAAACAAGUUUAACAUCACGUGUUGACAUAAUCAGUAACGUUAUCAAAGGGAUUAUUGAAACUAGUACGUUUGCAGUAUUUUCUAUUUACUUUCAUAUCACUUUGCGAUGUUUGAGGUAUAAAGGUGUUGAUGGAGAACUUCAGGAGAUUUGUUUCAGUUUAGCAUAUAAACACUAGUCCUCGUCUGUGGCUCACAGCGUUUGAAUAACCUGAGUUUAUGUGAUUUUUCUAGGUGCCCUAACAGCGUAAAGUUACAUGUUUUGAGUUUAGAGUUCCAAACACCACCUCCGGUGUCUGCAGCACCUCCGGGUCCAAGAGACGUCCCUGUUCAGCGCAGAACAUCUCUGUGACGGGGCGGCGGAGGGUCACGGCUCUGAGGUCUGGAUCCACACACACCUCUUCAAACCAAAUGCUUUAUUUUUAGUUUGUCUAAAUGCUCUCAGCUCUGUGGGUGAAGGAGUGCUUCUAACGCCGUGAACACUGCAGUAUUAACAGAUAACGCCUUGAUAUUCCCCCCCCAAAAAUAAUGUUCUUUAAAUUGAGACUAUAUGCUGUUUUGUAUCUUUUAUUUUUGUCAGAUUCUGCAGUUUAGUCAGUUUAUGUUGAUAUGGGAUGCCAAGACUUGUAUUUUAUUUUUUUGUUUUUUUAAUUCAGCAUCCAUUCUGUAACAAAGUGUUACCGCUUGACUGUGCUCCUUUAUUUCAUUUAGUUUUAUUUUAUCAAAGAGCCGAUGUCCUGUAUUGACUGCAGGCUUGCGUAUAUAUUUGACAAAAGAAUAUUGUAUGUUUAAUAAUAAAAAAAA
Messenger RNA from Etheostoma cragini (Arkansas darter), 7241 nucleotides. RefSeq names its product sterile alpha motif domain containing 4A (gene samd4a). The transcript has 12 exons. Gene Ontology annotation, cellular component: P-body. Bases 171 to 2345 code for a protein of 724 amino acids. Gene Ontology annotation, molecular function: translation repressor activity; protein binding; mRNA binding. NCBI's taxonomy places the organism in Eukaryota, Metazoa, Chordata, Actinopteri, Perciformes, Percidae. The record is from RefSeq and is a predicted model, not a curated record. Gene Ontology annotation, biological process: nuclear-transcribed mRNA poly(A) tail shortening; regulation of mRNA stability; negative regulation of translation.